Messenger RNA from Hyla sarda, 2203 nucleotides. RefSeq names its product zinc finger DHHC-type palmitoyltransferase 2 (gene ZDHHC2). The transcript has 13 exons. Bases 127 to 1227 code for a protein of 366 amino acids. Gene Ontology annotation, biological process: protein targeting to membrane; peptidyl-L-cysteine S-palmitoylation. Gene Ontology annotation, cellular component: Golgi apparatus; endoplasmic reticulum. Gene Ontology annotation, molecular function: protein-cysteine S-palmitoyltransferase activity. The record is from RefSeq and is a predicted model, not a curated record. Lineage: Eukaryota; Metazoa; Chordata; Amphibia; Anura; Hylidae.
GGGGCGUGGCCUGCGCUCAGACACAAACACAUUCAUACGCUGCGCUGCAUUGCCCGGACUGUGGGCACCAGACAGCGGGCACCACAGCUGACCUCCCCCUGCCCAUGAAGAGGCCCCGGAUGGAUAAUGGCGCCGUCGGGCCCUAGCAGCGUGAAGAGAAGGUGCAGGAGGUGCCUGUACUGGAUCCCGGUGCUCUUCAUCUCCAUCAUCGUGUGCUGGUCCUACUACGCCUAUGUCAUCCAGCUGUGUAUAGUGUCCAUGGACAAUAUUGGAGAGAAAGUUCUCUGUCUGAUAGCAUAUCACUUCUUUGUUCUCCUGUUUGUUUGGUCUUACUGGAAGACUGUCUUCACAAUACCAAUGAAUCCAACUAAAGAGUUUCACCUGUCUUAUGCUGACAAAGAGCUUAUAGAACGAGGACCUAGAGGAGAAUCCCAACAAGAUGUCCUCAGAAGACUAGCCAAGGACCUUCCAGUCUAUACCAGGACAAUGUCAGGAGCUAUCAGAUACUGUGACAGAUGCCAGCUUGUGAAGCCUGACCGCUGUCAUCACUGUUCCGUCUGUGAUAAGUGUAUUCUAAAAAUGGAUCACCACUGUCCUUGGGUAAACAACUGUGUCGGAUUCUCCAAUUACAAGUUCUUUUUAUUGUUCCUGGCCUAUUCCUUACUGUAUUGCCUUUUUAUUGUUGCCACAGAUUUACAGUAUUUCAUCAAGUUUUGGACAAAUGGUCUACCUGACACACAAGCAAAAUUCCACAUUAUGUUUCUGUUUUUUGCUGCUGCUAUGUUUUCCGUUAGCCUGUCCUCCUUGUUUGGUUAUCAUUGCUGGCUUGUUUGUAAAAAUCGCUCAACACUGGAGGCUUUCAGAUCACCAGUAUUUAGGCAUGGCACAGACAAAAAUGGCUUCAGUCUUGGGUUUAGUAAAAAUCUACGACAAGUAUUUGGAGAUGAGAAGAAAUAUUGGCCGCUGCCUGUAUUUACAAGCUUAGGUGAUGGCUGUUCAUUUCCUACCUGUCUGGUCAACCAGGAUCCUGAGCAAGCAUCUACACCUUCUGGAACCAAUGUAGCAGCUAAAAGUGCUGACAACCAUCAGUUCCCAGGCAAACCUCUCCGCGAGUCUCAGAGUCACCUGCUGACUGAUACCCAGUCUUGGACUGAGAGCAGCUGCAAUGAAGAGAAGGGGAAACAUGGUAUGAGUAACCCAGCAUUAACCAUCGAGAAGGAAACCUAGCUCUAUGGAAAUGUUGCAGAAGGUUAAGCUUGCAGAACAUGGGCAGAUGUUCAUGUGAGGAAGAAGUCAUGCCCUCAUUGGCUAGCUUUACAUCUGUUUCUAGAGAUGACAGCACCUGAUCAGCUCUCUCCAUUACCGCUAAAAACCAUGCAGAAAGACUUCACCUCCCCUUUUGGUAAACUGCGAAUAGCAGGGAAUGUGAACAUGCAGGAAACAUUGGAAGGAAGAGGAAACCUUUGUAGUAAAAUGUUGGCAGUCCUGUGUUGUAUGCGAUGUAAGGUUGUAUUUUAACCGUGUUUAUGAUAUUAUAGCACAAACAAGCAUUAUCGUCAUUCCUCUUCCAAGAAGGAACAUUCCUAUAUAUUUCGUGAAUGCAAAGCACUUUUUGAAUAGAGUGAUGGCAGCAUAUUUUAUAUUUAAAGGAAACAGUAUUUAUCUAAAUAAUGAGGCCAAUGAAAUGUUAUUGAUGAACUCAUUAAAUAACAUCAACACCAACCGAGUCCAGUUAUGGUUACUGCAUGGUGAAGCACUUUGCCAAGCAAAUCAGAAAUCCUACUUUGGGAUUAGUCAUAUUAAAAGGAAUCUGUCAGCUGUAGAUCACGCUCAGAGCUGAAGUGUCAGGGAGGCAGUGCUGAGUAUUCUCCCCCCACCCCCACCCCGUUUUGAUUGAUUGAUGUACAGGACUCCUCUUCCAGCACUGAGUUGUGUUUUAUCAGUCUAGGCGGAGAGGACUGGCAGAGGGAGGAGGUUCAGCACAGCCUCCUUGACACUUCAGCUCUCAGUGUUAUCUACAGCUGACAGUUUUUCUUCAAGUGCCCUUCCAAGUCUUAUAUUGCAGUUUGAAGCCGCUGUUUCUCCGUAGUUGUGUACAUGCCACAUCCAGAGUUAUCAGUAGGCUCCCUCCGCUUCUGUUCCCAUCACCUUUGGAUGUUAUAUGGAAAGCUAUGAAAGUGGAAUAGAUUACACUUUAAUUGUU